GUCUAGAAGACAUCCUCUCAAAAUGGCUCAAGAGGAGCAGAGAGAGACGUCACAACAAACCGCAGCCAGUGAAGAAGAGAAAGGGACAUCAAACCAGACUUCUCCUUUAGUGAUUGAGAUUCAUGACUCUACAACUGAAUGUGAGGAAGAAGUGAGACCCAAUCAACUGCAGAUGGAGGAGAAGUCAUUUGUGUCAAAUCUGCACUCUUUUAUGAAGGGCAGAGGUACACCUAUAGAAAGGAUUCCACAUCUGGGCUUCAAACAGAUUAAUCUUUGGAUGAUUUACAAAGCCGUUGAGAAACUGGGUGGUUAUGAUUCAGUUACAGCGCGACGUCUUUGGAAGAAAGUGUAUGACGAGCUGGGAGGAAGUCCAGGCAGCACCAGUGCUGCUACCUGCACUCGAAGACACUAUGAGAGGUUGGUGCUGCCCUUUGAGAGACACAUAAAAGGAGAAGAGGACAAACCUUUGCCUCCAAGCAAACCACGGAAGCCAUAUAAGAGAAAUUUGGAUGGCAAGGUCAACAAGGCUGAGGGGAAGAGGAAAAGGACUCAGUCGGAUAGAGAGAUUGAUUCUGAGUUACUCACACAGAGGAGUCCAGAGGCUGCCUGCCAAAGUGAAGCAGGGAUGCACCCUCACUCCGCUCUCUGGCCGGCCACCUCUGACAGACACCAUCUGGACUGCUCUCAGCCAAGUCGAGCGGCCCCCGAUCUUUGCUCUCCUGUCUUUGCAUGUUCCCACCGUCUCCAGGUCCCUGCAACAAGCCCCUGGACUGCUCAUAUCCCCUCAGCAGCUGGAGAGGUCAUUUCUCCUCUGGAGAAAAAAAAGCGAAUGGCUCAGGCCAGCCUCAGCUUGCCCCUGAGCCCACAGGGUGAGGAUAAAGAAAGGCCCUCUGUCAUCCACUGCUCUCAGUCUCCAGCUUGGGCUUCCUCCAGCCGGAACUGCAACUCCUCUGAUGGCUCCCCGUUGCCCUUAUCCUCCUCUUCUUCCCGCAGCCCUUCCCCUUACUCUGUUUCAUCAGAGGACAGUCCAGCAGGUAAUGAAGAUAAACCUGCAUCAAGCUCAGAAUUGUCAAUAAACUAUUCCAACACUGUGAAAAACACAUCUAGCUCUAGUGAGGACAGCAAGUCUCUGAGCUGCAGUCAGACAUCUAAAGAUCCUGCAGGACAGAACAAAGACGUUUCUCAAGUCAGCUCCACAGAUUCACUUAAAGGCCAGAUUAAAGACUCUGCCUUGAAGUUAAUCCACAAAGGGAGUGCCAAAAACUUCACUCAGGCUUUUCACUCAUCUUUCACCGUUAAGUCUGACUGGGCCCCAACGUCUACCUCUAGUUUCUCCAAAGUUAUUCCAAAAUCUGUACAACUUCUGCGCCCUGCUCCUAUUCGGCCAGGUUAUAAAAUCCACCAGAGUAGGUUGACGCAGCAGAGCGACUCUCUGAAUUGUGCAAAGAAGAUGAACAACAUGGCUCCGUGGCUUUAUCCAACAGAGAAGAGGGAGAAAUCCAGGACAAUGCAACAAAAAGUUCCCCUGACUCAGCAGAGUCUGUCCCAUUCCCCGGCCACUAUGCCAGCGUCGUGCGUCCUGUCGAGCUACGACAGAUCAGGGAGGGACUCUCGGCAUCAACCCUCACUGUACCCCGCAUUUCUCCCCAACAGAAUGAGGCUACCUCAGUCUCAGCUAAUGUAUCGUCACGUCCCAGUGAGUCCAGCUCACACUGCUCUCAUUGGCUCAGCUGUUUACCCAUAUCCCUACUCCUUUCCUAUCUUUAGUCCCCAAACUGGAUAUACCUUACCUGCCAUGAAUCCCAUUUACCCUCACAAGCUGUGAUUCUUUGCAUUUCAACUCCAGAUGUCAGUCAUUUCUACUUGUCAAAAGUUGUCAAAGUUUGUUUUGAUUUUUUAUUUCACCUUUACAUCAAAGGAGGCAGCCCAGCUUUCUAUUGCUCACUGUAAUUUUAGCAGCUUGGAACCUAAACCGUAUGUGUGUUUUAGACAUUAAAUAAAAAAAGCACUUAUGUUGCUAGACACCUGAACAAGGUCAAUUCAAUUCUGUGGGUACACCACUACACCACCCCCCUUUUGGAAACCAGUACUGUAAUGAACUGACUGACUGAAUCUUUUCUGACCAAAACCAAAAUACACUGCAGGGAUGUGAAGUCCGAGCAGUGAUGGUUCUGCAUUAUUUUUUAACUCACAGCAGAACUAUGUAGGAUACUCAUGCAUGUGAUAUUUCUUUGACUGUAAAUUAAACAAUAAGCAUGCAAAGCGAGCAAUGUAAAGGCUACAGGUUGCUAUCACAACUACUGUCUCAAUUCAUAUUGUGUCAAAUCCACAGAUCUUGCACAUUUUUGUCCUCAGUUGCACAAUUUCAGUAGACUUUGUUUUAAAGCUACAAAUGAUUCCAUUGCCCUGUACUGUGAGGUUUGUUGAACAUAGUGAUUCUGUAUAAUACUGUAUGUGCCAUCAAUGCUGGAUAGUUUCAUAGAUAUUUUAUGCAGAUCUCUUUGUCAUUCAAAUGUAUUUAAACUGAUAUUAUAUAAAAACACAAAU
Messenger RNA from Scomber scombrus (Atlantic mackerel), 2547 nucleotides. It is a transcript of the gene arid5a, whose product is annotated as AT-rich interactive domain 5A. The transcript has 7 exons. The coding region runs from base 23 to 1825 and encodes 600 amino acids. Gene Ontology annotation, molecular function: transcription cis-regulatory region binding. Lineage: Eukaryota; Metazoa; Chordata; Actinopteri; Scombriformes; Scombridae. Gene Ontology annotation, biological process: regulation of transcription by RNA polymerase II. Gene Ontology annotation, cellular component: nucleus. The record is from RefSeq and is a predicted model, not a curated record.